Molecule: messenger RNA, 5689 nt
Organism: Caretta caretta (loggerhead turtle)
Lineage: Eukaryota; Metazoa; Chordata; Testudines; Cheloniidae
Gene: GALNT17
Product: polypeptide N-acetylgalactosaminyltransferase 17
Biological process (GO): protein O-linked glycosylation
Cellular component (GO): Golgi apparatus
Molecular function (GO): polypeptide N-acetylgalactosaminyltransferase activity
Source: RefSeq, a predicted model, not a curated record
CCGCUCGCCUUGCAGCGGCGGCAGCUGCGACUCCCGAGCCCGGAGCAGCCGGAUGACGGUGCGGGGAGGAGGCGUAGGAUGGUGGCUGACUUGCUGCGGGGCCGGGAGGGACCCUAGGUCCGCCGUGCACCGAGUGAGAGGGGAACCACCCCAGCCCCUCCCCGGCUGCGGCUGCAGGGAUACAUGGGGAGGAUGGAGCGGGGCUGGGUUUACCUUCCGCCUGGAUUGAGCGAGCGAACGACUUAAAGGGGACGGGGGGACCCAAGCCUGUGACAUUUCGCCCCUUCGUUCGCAAGCCACCUUCAUUCCGGAGUUGCCGCUCGGCAUGCAGGACGCCCUGUGCCAGCCCUGCGGGGAUCGGCUCCUGGAGCCCAGCCCGUCCACGGGAAGCUGGCCGGCGCUGGGAGUCUGAGCUGUGCGGAAUAACGGGGGGCAGCAGGCGCAGGACGCAUUCAAGGGGUCCAGGAGUUGCGGCUCUGGCUUCCCCAUCCCGGGGGCAUUUCCCCUCCGGGCGCCGCGGCUGCCGCACCCGGACGGUUCUCUCCAUCUCUUCUGCACCUGCGGGGCACUAGGAAGCCUUCCUGAGCCGGCACCUUUCCGUACCACCCAUCUUUGCGGCUGCCGCUUGUCCUGCACGCUCCCUGCUUGGGCUUGAGACCACAGCUCCCGGGGACGUGGGAUGUGCUCUCACCUGCAGCCACCUCCCAUCCCAAGCCACCUUUGCAUCUCCAGCCAGGCGCCUCCCCACACGCCACCCCUCAUUUGCUAAGCAGCAGCAGAAGCGGCCACACUGGGAGUUUGAUGGCUUCUUUGAGGCGAGUCAAAGUUCUGUUGGUGUUGAACUUGAUUGCAGUGGCUGGCUUUGUCCUCUUUCUGGCCAAGUGUAGACCCAUCACCGUCAAGAGCGGGGAUUCCUUCCAUGAAAUUCAUCCCAGGGCAGAAGUGGCCAACUUGACAGCCCAUGGCAUCAGCCCUAUCCAGGAUGCAGUACUGAAAAGGCUCUCCCUUCUAGAAGAUAUAGUCUACAGGCAGCUAAAUGGUUUGUCUAAGUCGCUUGGUCUCAUUGAAGGCUACGGUGGGCGUGGUAAAGGUGGGCUUCCUGCCACCCUUUCCCCGGCAGAGGAAGAGAAAGCUAAGGGGCCACAUGAGAAAUAUGGCUAUAAUUCCUACCUCAGUGAGAAAAUUUCACUGGAUCGUUCCAUACCGGAUUAUCGUCCAACCAAGUGCAAAGAGCUGAAAUAUGCGAAAGAUCUGCCCCAGAUUUCCAUUAUUUUCAUCUUUGUGAAUGAAGCGUUGUCAGUGAUCCUGAGGUCCGUGCACAGUGCUGUUAAUCACACGCCAGCCCACCUCCUGAAAGAGAUUAUACUUGUGGACGACAACAGCGAUGAAGAGGAAUUGAAGGCACCUCUGGAAGAGUAUGUCAACAAACGAUACCCGGGGCUCGUGAAGGUGGUGCGCAACCAGAAAAGAGAAGGCCUGAUCCGAGCUCGCAUUGAAGGUUGGAAAGCCGCUACUGGCCACAUCACUGGAUUCUUUGAUGCCCACGUGGAAUUCACUGCUGGCUGGGCUGAGCCAGUUCUUUCACGAAUCCAAGAAAACCGGAAAAGGGUUAUUCUUCCAUCCAUCGACAAUAUCAAGCAGGACAACUUUGAGGUGCAGCGUUAUGAGAACUCUGCCCAUGGAUACAGCUGGGAGUUAUGGUGCAUGUACAUUAGCCCUCCCAAAGACUGGUGGGAUGCUGGUGACCCUUCACUGCCAAUCAGGACACCUGCUAUGAUUGGCUGUUCGUUUGUUGUAAACAGGAAGUUCUUUGGAGAAAUAGGUCUUCUGGAUCCUGGAAUGGAUGUAUAUGGAGGAGAGAACAUAGAGCUAGGAAUCAAGGUGUGGCUGUGUGGUGGCAGCAUGGAAGUCCUGCCAUGCUCCAGAGUCGCUCACAUUGAACGCAAGAAGAAGCCCUACAACAAUAACAUUGGUUUCUACACCAAGCGGAAUGCUUUGCGAGUGGCCGAAGUGUGGAUGGACGAUUACAAGUCUCACGUUUACAUUGCAUGGAACUUGCCACUGGAGAAUCCAGGCAUUGACAUUGGGGAUGUCUCGGAGAGAAGAGCAUUAAGAAAAAGCUUAAAGUGUAAGAAUUUCCAGUGGUACCUGGACCAUGUUUACCCAGAAAUGAGGAGAUACAAUAAUACUAUUGCCUAUGGGGAGCUUCGUAACAACAAAGCGAAAGAGGUAUGUCUUGACCAGGGUCCGCAGGAGAACCACACAGCAAUACUGUAUCCGUGCCACGGCUGGGGACCUCAGCUUGCCCGCUACACCAAGGAGGGAUUUCUUCACUUAGGGGCCCUUGGGACCACGACUCUCUUGCCAGAUACCCGCUGCCUGGUGGAUAACAUGAAAAGCCGACUCCCUCAGCUCCUUGAUUGUGAAAAGGUCAAGAGCAGCCUCCAUAAACGCUGGAAUUUCAUACAGAAUGGUGCGAUCCUGAAUAAGGGGACUGGGCGCUGCUUGGAAGUGGAGAGCAAAGGAAUGUCCGGCAUUGAUCUAAUUCUUCGCAGCUGCACGGGACAAAGAUGGACAAUUAAAAACUUCAUCAAGUAAAGGUGUAAGGGCCAGAGCAGUCUGAAGAGCUUCACUCACAACACAAGUGACUUGGACCAAUCAGACAGGGAUCCUUUUCACAGCUUUGGAAAUAAAUAUAAAAACAGAGCUUUAUUCACGGUAUCAGGAGAGGACCUUGGGGGAAGUGGGCAUUUGUGGAGUUUUUUUUAUUGUUUAUUAGUCUCUCACAGCUGAUUCCAACUGGGUGAAAUUGGGUCAGAACUGUUAGUUUCAUCUAGCAAGAGCUCUCAAGGUAUCACUUAUUUCUGCUGGAAUGAAACCUGUGCAGUCUUAUGGAUGGUUUAUUGACGGGGAAGAGCUGCUUUCACAAAUGACUUGAAGCUCUUAGCAAGGGCCAUCAAGGUUUAUACCAGGACCAGAGUUAAGAGACCUUGGACAAACCCACUUGUCAAGCAAGAGCAUUUGUCUGUCUAAAACAGAAAAAGAUUGCCAAGUUUGGAAGCCUAAAGUGAGCUGAGUUAAAGUCAUUAGGUGUUUUUAAAUGUCUCUUCUCUCCUAUCCACCUUCUUCUUCAUCCUGGGACAGGCAUGCUUUAAAGUGACAGGUCUCAAAGGCAUCUCCAAAUAGCCCAUUGAUUUCCCUCUCCCAACAGCAGGAUACCAACUAUACAUACAAAAUGAUGGGGUCUCAAGUAGCUGUUACAACUCAAGAAAGAGAUUUUGGCAUCAUCAUGGAUAGUUCUCUGAAAACAUCUGUUCAGUGUACUGGGGCAGUCAAAACAGCUAACAGGAGGUCAGGAACCAUUAAGGAAGGGAUAGAUAAUAAGACAGUAAAUAUCAUAAUGCCAAUACAGAAAUCCCUGGUGCACCCACUUCUUGAAUACUGUGUCCAGUUCUGCUCCCCAUCUCAAAAAAGAUACAUUAGAAGUGGAAAAGGUACCAAGAAAGGCAACAAAAUAUAAGGGGUAUAAAACAGCUUGCAUAUGAGGAAAGAUUAAACAGACAGAGACUGCUCAGCUUAGGAAAGAGACGACUAAGGGAGGAUGUGGAGAAAGUGAAUGAGGAAGUGUUAUUGACCCCUUCUCAUAACACAAGAACCAGGGGGUCACCCAAUGAAAUUAAUAAGCAGCAGGUUUAAAACAAACAUAAGGAAGUACUUCUUCACACAAUGCAGUCAACCUGUGGAACUCGUUGCCGGGGGAUGUUGUGAAAGCCAAAAGUAUAAGUGGGUUCAAAUAAGAAUUAAAUAAGUUCCUGGAGGAUAGGUCCAACAAUGGCUGUUAGCCACAAGAGUCAGGGAUGUAACCCUGUGCUCUAAGUGUCCCCUAUAUUCUGUUUGCAAGAAGCUGGCACUGAAUGACAGGGAUGGCUUACUUGAUAAUUGCCCUGUUCGGUUCAUUCCCCCUGAAGCACCUGGCACCAGCCACUGUUGGAAGACAGGGAACUGGGCUAGAUGGAGCAUUGGUCUGACCCAGUGUGGCCAUUCAUAUAUUCUUAUCUCAUGCCAAUUCUUUCAUUACUCUAAAUCAGCUGAAAUAAAAAAAAUACGAUCUUCUGUUGCUUCCCCCUCCACUUAACACGUAUGCCUCCUCCAGCAACAGCAAAACCCUGCUUCAGUCUAUAAGGCUGUUUAAAGUAGUUAUCUCCUGUACCUUCCACCUGCUAACAAUUGCAGUAACCCACCACAUGCAGAAUGGAUCUCCUUUUCCCACGCCUUUGCCAAAUGGCAGCCAAAUCCCACCACCACCCUCCUGAAUGCGUUCUCCUCUAAAAACACCUUCCAGUUUUCCCCCCAAAGUGAUUGCUGCUCCUUCACAUUGAUUUCAAAUGAUUACCCCAUUGCAGGACCAGUCCAGUGUGCUCUUAGUGAGGAUGGCCAACGGAAGUCUUCUUUCCCAAGGGGCAGCCAAUCAGCUGAACAGCAAGAUGCUGACCAGCCAACAGCAUGCUGAGCAGCUGACUUGCUUUGCUCCACACUGGAGUUUCAGCACCAGAACUGCCUCUCCUGCAAUUCUUCUUUAUCCUAUUGCUGUUCUUUUGAAAGUGAGGAUAAUUAUGCUUGUUUGCAGGUCAUGCCAAGAACAAGUAAGAGGAGAGAAGAUCCUACCAAGGCGAUCCUCUGAGUGAAGCAGUGGGAUUAAUUUUAAAAAUACACUCGUGACAAAUGAAGACAAAAUAAUAAUAAAAACCCCUGAUCUUCGUAGUGCUUUAGUCCUACUCCCUGUGGUGGGUGUUUGAGCACAUUCAUUGUACCAUAUCUGGUGUAUCCCUGCUUGCCACAAUCCUGGCCUCUGUGAUUCUUCAUGAGCUUUGGCUAAGUCAGGGGAGGGAGGUAAACAGAUAAAUGAAUGUAGUUUGUUUCAAUGCUGAUUUGCCACAAGUUCCUGCCCUGGCAGCCAUCAAGGCUAAUUACAGCAACACAGUGAAGGUGGCAUUGUCACGUUCUCAAUUUUCAACCACAAGAAUAUGCACUACCCAAUUUAUUCAGCCAUGAUAGGUGACCCCCAGAUAUUGCGUUUGGGUCCCAGUGUCAGGGUAAUUGAGAAGGGGGAAUAGUGACAAACCAAGUUACCAAUGUUCACAUGAACGUUAAAAGAAUUCAUUUCACAUCAAGCUGUGUCUGUUGUGGGGAGGGGGGAACCUCUUUUCUUUGUCUUUCUCACAGAAUAAUAAUUUUUCUGGUUGCCCUCUGGUCAGGGUAAGUAUAAAAUAUAUUAAUAUAUGAGAAGUACGUGUAAAUAUCAUUCCCAAAGACUGGAUGUACCCAGAGUUGUUUGCUGCAGAGCACUCGUGCCUGUCUUCCAUUCGGGUCAUGAUGAAGCUACCUUGAUGUUUAAUGAGUUUCAUUUUCAAUGCCAUGCAACAGGUUUAUAGCUGAUGUUUUAGUAAUUUAUUGAACAGAAGCAGAUGUAUUUCAUUGUUCCUUCUACAGCAAUGAACAUCAUUGUUCAAUCAUGCUUGACAAGACUCCCCAUUGGCAUUUCUCUGAUUUUUUCACCCUUGCUGUCCUUAAUGAAGUGAAAUCUUUCAGUUAUCCUGAAUUGCACAGUACGGAGUCAUUGUAAAACUUUGCUCUCUUAUUAGCUGUUGCAUCAUCUCUUGUGUAAUAAAUUUUAGCACUUACAAAACCA